AUGGCGUUGAAUUCCAUCGCUGUGUCGUUCAUUUGCAUCCCGCUCUUUGCGCUGCUGGUGGCCCGCACUUACGGACUGCUGGUCAACUACCAACAGGCACGAAAACUGGGGAUUCCCAUCGUCGUCAUUCCCUUUUCAUGGCAGGACGACUGGUGGAUUUUUCUCUACCCCUUCUUCAGAUUCCUCCGCCAUGUGCCUGGAGUAGGGUAUAUUUUCGUGUUCAGCUAUCAUUCCUGGGCCCAGGAUGAGCGAUACCGCCCACACCAGACUUACGGCGAUGUGUUCGUGAUCGUAUCCCCUAGAAAGAACGAGAUCGUGGUCAACGACCCCGGCCUGGCCGUCGAGCUGCAAACCCAGUACAAAUCGUGGAUCAAGCCUCAGCCCCUGUACGAGAUCUUUGAAUCUUUCGGGCCAAACGUCAUCAGCAUCAACGGAGAAGACUGGCAGCGUCACCGCAGAAUUGUUAACCCCGCUUUCCGUGAACAGAACAAUAAGGUCGUCUGGAGGGAGUCGCUGAGGCAGGCGAGACAGAUGAUGGAGGCCGUGACCAGUCGAUCGGAUGCCCGCCGCACGAUGCUCGACAUCCGCAACGACUGUGUGCUGAUUGCAAUGCACGUCCUCUCCGCCGCUGGGUUUGGACACAUUCACGAUUUCGACGGAGGCUUCCGCGAGAUCCCACAGGGACACCAGACCAGUCUCGCCGAGUCAUUGAAGUUCCUCCUUCAGAACAUCCUUUUCUGUGUGCUGUUCAAGAAUAUCCCGGUGCUCCGCUGGCUCAUGCCCGCUUUUUAUCGCAAGAUUCUCGCCAUGACGGCCGAGUUCACUCAAUAUAUGAAGGAAGCAAUCGCGUACAAUCGAGCCGUCACGCAAGGUGGGGGCAGUAGCGGCAACGCCGAUAUCGUGAGCGCACUGGUAGAGGCCGACGAGGCGGCGAAACAAGAACAAAAGGCGGCCGUACACGGCACUGGAGCGAAACAGAUGUACCUCAGCGACUCAGAAUUAUUAGGUAAUUUGUAUAUUUUCAACCUGGCAGGCUUUGAAACGACCGCCAACGCGCUGACCUAUACGAUCCCGUUCUUGGCCGCCAAUCGUGAGAUCCAGGACUGGGUAGGCGAAGAAGUGGACACUGUGCUCAAGGGCAGAGCUCCUGAACACCUUGACUAUGAAGAGGCAUUUCCACAACUCGUAAGGUGCCUGGCGCUGAUGUAUGAAACCCUUCGUCUCUGGGGGCCGGUGCCCAGCACGGAGCGUUGGUGUGUCGGUCAACCAAACUCUCUUCGAAUCAAGGGCCAAGAGAUCAUGGUACCAGUCGAGACAUAUGUGUCCAUAAAUCUUUACGCUGUCCACUCCGACCCACGCUGGUGGGGCGACGACUCCCUCACCUGGAACCCACGACGCUGGGUAAUAGCCGACCCAGCGACAGGAAAGGAGUCGAUCGCUCAUCCUCCGUCGGGCACGGUAUUUGUGCCGUGGAGUGUUGGACCCCGGGUCUGUCCAGGGAAGAAGUUCAGCCAAGUCGAGUUUGUGGCCGUCAUCUCGACGCUGCUGCGAGAAUACCGCCUGAAGCCACUGAUCAUAGAAGGAAAAACGACGACUGAAGAGCAGGCUAGCUCGGCAUUGUUGGAGGUGCUAGACGAUUCGAUGAACGUUAUCACGCCGAAGAUGCGUCGACCUGAAGAUGCGGGCGUGGUAUUUGUGGGACGAUGA
Molecule: messenger RNA, 1707 nt
Organism: Fonsecaea erecta
Lineage: Eukaryota; Fungi; Ascomycota; Eurotiomycetes; Chaetothyriales; Herpotrichiellaceae
Exons: 2
Coding region: 1-1707 (568 amino acids)
Molecular function (GO): oxidoreductase activity, acting on paired donors, with incorporation or reduction of molecular oxygen; iron ion binding; heme binding
Source: RefSeq, a predicted model, not a curated record